Molecule: messenger RNA, 1632 nt
Organism: Mesorhabditis spiculigera
Lineage: Eukaryota; Metazoa; Nematoda; Chromadorea; Rhabditida; Rhabditidae
Source: the annotation of a GenBank genome assembly
AUGGCAUUACAGCAUGAAAGAUAUGGCUCUGAGUUAGAACACCAAUUCCACGACUCGCCGGAGACCGACUCCGAUGAAGCAGCCAACUUCCUGGAGUAUGAGAAUUAUGGAGAGGAGCCGCUGCUCCGGGGGUUGGAGGAGACCAUCCACCGACUAGCCAAGGAGCGAGAAGUCGAGAGAUUAUUCGAAACGAUCCGGCGUGAGAAAGCCGUCACUUUCGAAGCCCCACAACCUACCCUACAACCGGGCGACAAACCCGGAGUGGCCCUCCGCCUAACCGAACACGCCAUGAAAUACUUGAAACAGAAAUUCUUGGCCGUCCUCCGACACGACCUCAUCCGAAGUCACCCACCUCGACUAGAAGCAUCGAUCCUUGGGGCAAAUUUGACGGUAGAUGAGGUGCAGGUUGCGGACUUUGAAGCGCCAGUGAUUAGCACGGAGAAUCUGGGCGACGGCACGUUCCGCGUUAUGGCUGCUGACGGGAGAACAAAGCUCCGCGGCCAAUACCUCAACAUCUUCCGCACCACCCGCCAAGGCCAAUUCGAAGCCGAACUCACCGGACUUGACGUCGAGCUGAAGCUCAAGUUCCUGAAGACGUUCGAGGGUCGACUGAAGCCGGCUACCGUAACCCUGGAGCCCGAGUUGGGAUUGCCGUUUGCUGAAAAGCUGCAGGAAACCCUAACCCGACGAGUUCAAGCAGCCGUAUGCCCGGCUUUUGACGCCUCGCUGAAGAACUUUGAGGAGAACCUGCCCCCGCUGGCCCAUUUCCUCAACCCCCUCUCCACCGCCAAGCAUUUCAGCCAAGACGUUUCGUUCGACACCCGACUGACUGCCGAACCGGAAGUAGCCUCAAGCUACGCUCAGCUCGCGAUCCGAGGCGAAUUCUCGAGCAACCGGACGACCAUCGAGGAGAAGCCGCACCAUUUGGCGACCUCCCCAUCUGACAUCGAGCGUAUGGGCUACACCUACAUCUCGGACCAUACUGUUUCCACCUUCCUGCGUCAACUGUCGACAUUCGGAGACGUCCGCUUCAAUCUCCACGUCCUCCCGGAGAUCGCCGACUUUUUGAGGCCCAGCUGCGCCAAGUACGAGCCCUGCAUCGGGCAUUACGCCCAGCUGGACGGGGUAAAUGCGGCUAGCGGUCGUCUCGUCGUUCGCUCGCGUGCUUCACCGAAGGUCCGAUUUCAUCCGGGUCACGCGGCUAUUCGUCUCAAGACUACUGUAGAAUUGAGCUAUCGCCCGCAGGACGAUCUCUUCACCGAAGACACCCUCUAUGCCCAAUUUGACGCUGAGAUCGUGCUCAAGCUCACGAAGCUGCUUAUCCGACGGGGCAGAGCACCUGGCACCUACGAAUGGUCCGCCCGGGUCCACAUCCUCGAGAUUACGGUGUCGUACGGAGUCGCAGUGAAACCGGCCAUGGACAAGUUUAUCGACAAUUUGCAGUCGAUUAUGGACAAGUCGACGGAGUACUUGGAGGCAAUCCUCUCCACCCAUCUCGGCUCGCUUCUUCCCGUGGAGCUGUCGAAGCACGUGGAGCUCGAGAAAAUCGAGCCCGAGUUCCGAGACCGGACGCUCGUCGUGGGCUUCGAUUUUGAGAUGGAUGCCCAGUUGUUUCCGCGGUUACAACAUGCC